CUCGUCACUCCCGUGUUGUAAAAGCCAUGGCAUCACGAGCUGCAUACCUCUUCCGGUGAUAGUCCCGAGGGAUCGUGGGUCCGACUUUAGACUUCGUAGCACGAUAUGCGCGAUGUUAGGGACCAAUGAGCGCUGCGAUAUAGCUUAUGCGCCCACCCGUAAUGAUCCAUGGCGGUAAAUGCUAGUUAAGGGUGCACAUGGCAAUAACAACGUGGUUCUACACGCACCAGUGGCAUGUGUCCGAUGUGGUGUAGUCCAAAAAGCCCCUUGGGCUCACCGUCUCCCGCCCGAACUUGUUUUGGGAGCGGACCUCAGUACUCGGGAUAACGACAAUGACCACCACGGUUGAGAAAGCGCCCACCGCCCAGAAGACGCCCUGGACGCCGCCCAAUGGCAACUGGAAGACUUACGACCUACACUGUCACUGCGGCACCAUACGUUACCGGAUGAAGCUUUCUCCACACCUCUACGAGGACGAAGUGACACCCGAGCAUCCGGAGCGUUGCGUAGCCAUCAACUGUUACUGUAGCUACUGCGCUCGAAACGGUCAAUGGACGGUGCACCCCUUAUUCGGGAAUGUGGAGUGGACGAAAGGGCUUGACCAUCGCGGGGAAUAUCGGAUAGGUGAGAAUAAGUAUCCGUAUGGGGUGUGCAGGAAGUGUUGUUGCUUCUUGGGUACGGACAGCAGGGAGCUCAUCAAGAAGCUUGGCUUUCAGGAGGAGGUCAGGUGUAGUAUCAAUGUGCGGAUGCUGAAGAACUUCGAUCAGGAUAAAAUGUCGGUAAGGGAUGCACGUGCCAUGAGAGAUAUUGGGGCGCCGUAUACCGUGGGCGACGAGCAAUAGCUCUGCAAAUUGCCUGAUACCUGAGCUUGGUGAUCUGGUAGGGUGUUCUAAGUUGCAGUAGAAGUCGUCUCUUGGGGGCAUCGCUACCGCGUCCAUUUUCGCACCCGCGACUUGUAUUGGGCAAAGAUGGAGGACCUGACUAGGAAGAACGCUUGGAUUCAAGUCGCAGAAAAGUGUUGUAUGACGCCAAGAGAUUUCCUCGUCAUGUGCCUUGUGUUCGCCUUCCGACGUCCAUUCUUCUUACCCGCUCCUGG
Messenger RNA from Baudoinia panamericana UAMH 10762, 1096 nucleotides. RefSeq lists its product as uncharacterized. The transcript is spliced from 2 exons. Lineage: Eukaryota; Fungi; Ascomycota; Dothideomycetes; Mycosphaerellales; Teratosphaeriaceae. Bases 333 to 842 code for a protein of 169 amino acids. The record is from RefSeq and is a predicted model, not a curated record.